UUUAAUAUUCUGUAAUAACUUUUAAAUAAAUAAAUUCAAAUAAUAUUUUUAAUGUAGUUGCUCUUCUUCCAUGGAGAUCAAGCGUGGGCUUCACCAGACUGUCAUACAACACCAUCCUCGCCAAGUCAUGGGGUCCCGUCCCUUCCAUUUUCCCCUACUCAACAUCGCUUGGAAGAAGCUUUGCUCCAUCAACUUUUAGAGGAUCAAGAGGGGAAAUUGAUUACUGAUGGAAAACAUGGACAGACCCAGUUAUUGAUCCUUCUCUUGUUCCAAUCUUCGCCCAGAUUUCUAUCCUAAAGGUAAACAAACGAUGCCAAACCACCCAAGACCCAGAUUUAUAUCCACGAACUCGUCUCCCUUGGGGGCUACAUUGAAUUUGUCAUCAAUAACAUAUAUUUUUCUGGCUUCGUCCUUUAGAGUUGCAAUUUCUUUGUAUUUUCUCUCAGUAUCUUCAUUUGGAUUAGAUUAGGGUUUCGUACGAUAUGUUGCCACUACAGUUCCAAAUAUGGAGAUGCUAAGAAUCAAUAAAUCUUCUACAGAAGUUAGCAUGAACUUAUUAUGUUCUUCCGGACAGGUUGGAGCCGUCGACCCAUUGACAGUUCUGGGUCAUGGCGAUCCAAUUGUCAGCCAUGAUCGAGAGAGAGAGAGAAACACAUUUUCUUUUAUUAUUGAACGGAAUAGAACAAAUUUCCUGAAUAGUCGAGAGGGCAAUUUUGUCCUAUAUGAUAUAAAUACGAAGUGUGUGUUAUGCCUUGAAAGCUGACAUUCUGAGAGCAGCAUUCCCUUUAAUGAUAUUAAGGGUGAAAAGUCACCCUUAUCGGCUAGAAAAAGCUCAGUUGGAAAGUUGAUACAGGAGGUUCUGCAACUAGACGAAGAAAAACUAGUUAGUUUAUAAAGGCUUAUCUGCAGGUUGGUGAAGAAGGAAAUGAAGCUGGGUUUGGAGGAAGUAGAGUGCCGUUUUGGCGUGUUAACAUCCACAUUCUUGUUUUAAUCGCCCUAGGUUUGGAUGUUAUUUUUGAAAAUUUCUGAACACUUCGGUCAUCACUGAUGCGAUCGACUACUAUGAUCUUAUAACGACUCUUCCGUGUGACUUAAGGUUCUUGGCCGGUGUAAGGCUGUUAGGCUUUUUUCCUCUUUAAAGUCAAUAGUUUGGUCUUCAAGGAAUCCGAUUCAUACUGUUGAAUGGCAUGGAUCAGUUAGAUUUUGUUCUGCAACCGUUCGUUGAGGUUUCAACCUUUGAAUAUUUAAAAACAUUCCUUGACCCAACAUAGUAGAUACGUGAUAAAUAUUCAUUCCUUCCUCCAUCCCUCCAGCCAUGUCGGAGUAAGUAAUUCAGGGAACAGGUAUCGGCAAAACGGUUGUCUGCGUAGUAAUCGAUGUGCAGACACCAGACAUGUCGCAGAUUCAAAGACCGUAUCUUUUCCUUCCUCUGCUUCUUCUGUUUCUCUUCUCCCUCCCAUUGAAGCCCUCUACAUCAACAACUACAGAAGCCCAAGCUCUGGUCAAGUGGAAGAAUAGUUUAGCUUCCUCUGAUGCUCUACGUUCUUGGUCCCUCACCAAUAUAAGAAGCUCCUGCAAUUGGGUCGGCAUCGUCUGCAACAAAGCCGGAAGCGUCACCCAGAUAAACCUCCCCAGCUCUAGUCUCAACGGGACACUCGACCAACUCAGUUUCGCAUCGUUACCCAAUCUCACCAGUUUUGAUCUCAGCGGUAACUCUCUCGAUGGAACAAUUCCCUCGGUCAUUGCCAACCUCUCCAAGCUCACUUACUUGGACCUGGGCACCAAUAAUUUCGUUGGUUCCAUCCCUCCAGAGAUCGGAAGACUGUCGGAGCUCCUCUAUCUCAACCUCUUCAACAAUUCUCUCGAGGGUCCAAUCCCAUAUAAGAUCAGCAAUCUCCAAAAGGUAUGGUACCUAGACCUCGGGUCAAACUACUUAGAAUCCCCUGACUCAUCCAAGUUCUCUGCCAUGCCCAACCUUACAUAUCUUAGUCUUUUCUACAACUCACUGAGUAUGGACUUCCCGCCUUUCGUACUCAACUGCCGGAACCUGACUUACCUCGACUUAUCGUCGAACAGCCUUUCGGGCCCGAUACCAGAACUGUUGGCCACCAAUCUGCAGAAGAUUGAGUACCUUAAUUUUACUAGUAAUUUCUUUCAAGGGCCGUUGCCUGUGAACCUGAAGAAGCUUGGUCGGCUGAAAGAGCUACGUCUGGGAGAGAACAGGUUCACCGGUACAAUACCCACUUGGAUUGGUUCUAUUUCUGGACUGCAAAUUCUCGAAUUACAAAGCAAUUCACUGGUUGGGCAGAUCCCUUCUUCACUGGGCCAACUCAGGAUGCUUCAAAAACUGUAUCUCGAUGGUAACAGAUUGAAUUCGACUAUUCCUUCCGAGCUCGGCCUUUGUACUAAUCUCACCUUCCUAAGCCUUGGGGCGAACUUUCUCACCGGGUUCCUUCCUCCCUCCCUAUCCAAACUGACCAAGAUAUCUGUACUGAAUAUCUCAGACAACUCGCUAUAUGGAGAGAUUUACCCUUACUUCAUUACAAACUGGACCCAAUUGACCUCUUUGCAACUCCAGCACAAUAGCUUUAGGGGAAAAAUUCCUCCUGAGAUCGGUAGAUUGACAAAUCUCACAGUCCUCUUCCUCUUGGAUAAUCACUUUUCAGGUCUGAUACCUCCGGAGAUUGGGAACCUGAAAGAUUUGGUGCAACUAGACCUAUCAAAGAACGCUCUCACAGGUCCUAUACCUCGCACAUUCGGAAAUCUAUCAAAGCUUGAGUUCUUGAACCUUUUCGGAAGCAACUUAAAUGGGACAAUUCCCCCUGAGAUUGGAAACAUGUCAUCACUACAGAUGCUUGAUCUCAACUCGAAUCAAUUGCAAGGAGAGGUGCCAGACACCAUAUCUCGCCUUGAAAAUCUUGAGAUGCUCAACUUGGUUAACAACAACUUAUCUGGUAGCUUUCCGAGAGAAUUUGGACAGAGUAGUCCUUCUUUGAAACAUGCCUACUUUUCCAACAAUAGCUUUUCUGGUGAGUUACCGCCGGGGUUAUGUAAUGGCUUUUCCCUAGAACGUUUGACAAUCCAUACCAAUCAUUUCACAGGGCCAUUGCCCGCCUGCUUGUGGAAUUGUUCAAAACUGGUUAGAGUCAGGCUUGAAAAAAACCAGCUCACUGGGAACAUAUCAAAGGCUUUCGGAGUACACCCAGAUCUUCUGUACAUAGAUCUCAGUGGUAACAGGUUUUCUGGUGAGCUCUCCCCAGAGUGGGGAGAGUGUGCAAAUCUUACUUAUUUUCACAUUGAUGGAAAUAAAAUUUCUGGUGAAAUUCCAGCUGAGCUUGGGAAGUUAACCCAAUUAGAGGAUCUAAGCCUGUCUUCAAAUGAACUGAGGGGACAAAUUCCAACAGAAUUAGGGAGUCUGAACAGGUUAUUCAAGCUUAAUUUGAGCAAAAAUCACUUGACAGGAGUGAUCCCUCGGAGCAUUAGCAAUUUAAAUGGCCUACAAGUACUUGACUUGUCAGAAAAUGUAUUAAAUGGAAAUAUACCUUCAGAGAUUGGAAAGUGCACCAGCUUGAUUAAGUUGAAUUUGAGUAACAAUGAGUUAUUGGGUGAAAUACCAUCUGAGUUGGGGAAUUUAAAUGCUUUGCAGUCGUUUCUUGAUCUAAGCCAAAAUUCAUUCUCAGGGUCCAUUCCUUUGAACCUGGGGAAGCUGACUGCAUUAGAGAAUCUCAAUCUAUCCCAUAACAACCUCUCUGGCACAAUCCCUAAAUUGUUUUCUGACAUGUCUAGUAUACAGCAUAUAGAUUUCUCCUACAAUGAAUUGACUGGUCCUGUCCCAGAUGGCAACAUUUUCCUGAAGGCACCUGCUACAGCCUUCAUUGGAAAUCCAGGUCUGUGUGGAACUGCAAAAGGACUACUCCCUUGUGAUACAAGUCCUCCUCGCAGUCAUUCCAAGAAGCAUAACAGACUCAUUAUUUCUAUCAUUGUCCCCAUUGUCUGUGUUUUACUUUUGGGAGCUGUAAUUACUGGAAUUCUAAUUCUAAGUAGGAAAUCAAGACAACCAGGUGAAGAGAUUAGAAGUGUCACAAAGGAUGAAACUUCUGGGGAAUUGAUUUGGGAAAGAGAAGGAAGAUUCAUAUUCAAUGAUAUCAUUAGAGCCACAGACAACUUCAAUGAGGAGCACUGUAUUGGAAAAGGAGGAUAUGGAUCUGUUUACAAAGCAGUGCUUUCAACAGGUCAAAUAGUAGCUGUUAAGAGGCUAAAUAUGUCAGAUUCAAGUGACAUUCCAGCAAUAAAUCAACAAAGUUUUGAGAAUGAAAUCCGUACAUUAACAGAAGCUCGGCACCGGAAUAUAGUUAAGCUGUAUGGAUUCUGUUCUAGGAAGGGAAUCAUGUAUUUGGUGUAUGAGUAUGUAGAGAGAGGUAGUCUGGGAAAGGUUUUGUAUGGGAAAGAAGGGGGGAGUGAAUUGGACUGGGUGGCAAGGGUGAAAAUUAUCCAAGGGCUUGCCCAUGCAAUUGCUUAUUUGCACCAUGAUUGUUCUCCUCCUAUUGUGCAUCGGGACAUAUCUGUGAAUAAUGUUUUGCUUGAGUCAGGCUUUGAAACUCGACUUUCAGACUUUGGAACAGCUAGAUUAUUGAGCUCUGAUUUAUCCAAUUGGACUACAGUUGCUGGGUCUUAUGGUUACAUGGCUCCAGAGCUUGCAUUUACAAUGAAGAUCACUGAAAAAUGUGAUGUUUAUAGCUUUGGAGUGGUGUCUUUGGAAGUUAUGAUGGGAAGACACCCUGGAGAGCUCAUUUCUUCGCUGUCAUCACCAUCAAUCAGUAGUGAUUGUGACUUGUUGUUGAAGGAUGUUGUAGACCAAAGACUUCCACCACCCACAGGUCAAUUGGCAGAGAAGGUGGUGUUUGUAAUUAACAUGGCGCUGGCAUGCACACAUGCCAAUCCUGAGUCACGCCCUACAAUGUGUUUUGUUGCACAGGAACUGUCAGCUCGCACCCAUGCAUAUCUAUCAGAGCCACUUUGAACAAUUACAAUGAGCAAACUAAUAGGCUAUCACAAAUAGAUCAUGUUAGGUAACUGUAUUGAUUUUUUCCAGUAGAGUCCAUGUCCCUUGGAUGAAUGUAUGGAGGAACAGUAUUGUAUCAAUGAAUAACCUCAUUUUAAAUA
Messenger RNA from Nelumbo nucifera (sacred lotus), 5163 nucleotides. RefSeq lists its product as uncharacterized. Gene Ontology annotation, molecular function: protein binding; protein kinase activity; ATP binding. NCBI's taxonomy places the organism in Eukaryota, Viridiplantae, Streptophyta, Magnoliopsida, Proteales, Nelumbonaceae. The record is from RefSeq and is a predicted model, not a curated record. Gene Ontology annotation, biological process: protein phosphorylation.